AUGUUUUUCUCUGCCGAGCUGUUGUCGAGGAGAGAUGACGGUUUCGGACUACUCUGGCUUGCGGCCACGCUUGGCUCCAGCUCCAAAUCGACGUUCAAGAAAUUGCCCAAGCGUUCCGUGCUUUCUGCUGAUAUCGCCCGGCUGUGCGGCUUGAUCACCGAACCAGCGGAGCCAUUGGCUCUGCGACUGUCCAGCAACUUGAUGGUUGGCGUCGACAUGAACUCUGUGGCAGCUUCAUCUGCAGCUCAGCUCCAGAUGGGCCAAUCUAGUCUCAGGCCAGAUGCAUUGACUCUUUCUGCGGACCCAGUCAAUUUUCUAGGUUUCGACCUGGAUGACCUGAACUAUGCUUGGGAUGAAGUGGCUGAGGCUGACGAGACGCUAGUCGCGUCAGACGAGGAAUACGGAGUAGGGGCCGCCAAGCGCAAGUCCAAAGCCAAACAUAAACACUCCUCCUCCGUGGUCGAGCAUGCCCGUGCCAACCUUCACACCCUUCAAGAGGACCAUGAGCAUCUUCUGUCGAACUCCUUUGACGCUUCUUUCAGUGCACUGUGGCCGCAGGCUGGGCAGGACCCUUCUUCGUCUCAGGCUGACGCUGGAUUCAACUUUCUUGAUGAUGAUUUGUUUGGCGCCGGUGGUGAACUCGGCCUUGACGGCGGCAUCGGUGACGAAUUGGCUCAAGAGUUAGGGGAAGGAUGGGGAGUCUCGGCUAGUGAUGCAAAGCACCGACGCUCCGUCUCUGUGGAUCAGAGAGGCAUAGCCGGCGACGCUAUCAGUCUCGACAUGGACUUUCGGCUCGACGAGGGAAACUUCCUAAUCGUCGGUGACGAGACUGUCGUCGAGGAACCUGACAAUACAGGGCGUAACGUCUUCAGAAUUGAAACCGACAAAGGCACGAAGAACUUACCGCCUCCUUCCCUUGCUGGUGCACCAGACGCGGAGUACGAACAACAGCACGCUGCUGAAGACCUUUCACCUCAGGAGGCUGGACAUCAUCCGAAGGCUAAACGAACGAAGCGAACCCAUGUGCUUUUCGACUCACGUACUGAACUUUCCGAUGACGAACUGAAGGCCGCGCGUACGGAAUAUCUCAAAGGUCAAGACGCUAUCAGAGCCGAUAUAGAGAAGAAACGAAUCGAGAAAGAGAGUGCCCAGAUGGUUGAAGAGCUGAUUUGGGGCAUUCCAUCGGUCUUUCAAUCGCCAUUCUUAGUUGAUUUGUGGAUCGAGAACUGUCGCUUGCAAGUUCAUACGAGGGCAGAAGCUUCUACGAUUGAGCCGUUGAGAGAACUGGAACCUCCGUCAAAGCGACGUAGGCUAGGAGGAGCACAGGAGGAGCGACCUCACGACUUUAGUGACUGGAACGCGGUAGGACCCGAAAUGCCGCAAGAUUUACAUGAAGCAGACGAUUUCGAAAUUACUCAUGAUGGUCGUAUGAGAUCGUCUGAAGAACCCGGCCAAGGUCGCAAUGCAUCUCGCCCUCCGUCCGCGAUCGGCAACAUUGUCGAUCUCGGGGUAAAUUCUGGGUCGCAACGCGGCUUUUUUGCUCCUUGGGACGAUGCAGGUCCUAGUUCUUCCGCCUUUGGCCCUGCGGGUGCGGAAAGCGACAGGAUUAGCAUCGACAAAGCGGACAUGCGUAUCCGCAGCCGAUCGCUGAGCGCGAGCCGCAGGGACAGCUUCGUCAUUCCUGGUGAGGGACACAUGUCGCCUGCGGGUGACAUUAGUCGCAGACAAUCUCAUGUAAGCUUCGACGAGUAUAUGCUGGACGUACCUGCACAAGCACUGGCUGCGGACGAGUCGCAGGAGACUGACACAAACGUUGUGUCUUUGGAGCGGCGCUCGUACAAAUUCCUGAUGUAUGCGAAAAUGCAGAUGCAGGCGUUGUCAGGACCCGCAACUUCUCUCGCCUUCGAUAGCAUCAUUGUCCCGCGAGCCAGGAAGGUUGCUGCUGAAGGGUUCUACCAUUGCCUAGUGCUUGCGACGAAGGACCUACUUCGCCUAGAGCAACCCAUCCCAUACGGUUCUAUCAUGAUAAACACUAAGUAAACAUGCUGUAAUAUUCCUCUUCGGUGGGCUGGCGGUUGACGAGGCC
Molecule: messenger RNA, 2086 nt
Organism: Punctularia strigosozonata HHB-11173 SS5
Lineage: Eukaryota; Fungi; Basidiomycota; Agaricomycetes; Corticiales; Punctulariaceae
Exons: 17
Coding region: 1-2040 (679 amino acids)
Biological process (GO): mitotic sister chromatid cohesion; replication-born double-strand break repair via sister chromatid exchange; synaptonemal complex assembly
Cellular component (GO): synaptonemal complex; cohesin complex
Molecular function (GO): protein binding; chromatin binding
Source: RefSeq, a predicted model, not a curated record